AUGACCUUGAGGAAAUGGACAGCUAACAACGAAGAAUUACAGCAGCAAUUCAACAAUGAUGAACCUGAAAUUAUAUCAGAAGGAAAGAGUCUCACACCUUCGAAAAUCACCAAAGUACUUGGAAUGAUCUGGGACAAGCAAAACGAUUGUUUUAUGUACAAAGUAGAGUCUCUUCUGGAAUUCCUCACUGCAAAUCUGGACAACAAGCGGUCCAUCCUCAAGGCAGCUUCAGGAGUAUUUGAUCCUCUCAGACUGAUCGCACCAUUCGUCCUAAUGGCCAAGUUGCUCUUCCAAAAGCUAUGGCUAAUUGGGAUGAACUGGGAUGAAGUUUUACCCCCAGAGUUGGUCAACGAAUGGCACGCCUGGACGACGGAUCUUGUGCAGCUGCACUCUUUGAAAGUACCGAGAUACAUAAGGCGUGGUGUCCUGGCGGGAGCGAGAAAAAUGCAAUUACACGUCUUUGUAGAUGCAAGUAUGAAAGCCUACGGCUCGUGCGCAUACUUGAGAACUGAGGAUUACCAAGGGAAUGUAGCCACCACGUUGGUUGUCGCGAAGACCAGGGUGGCACCGACAAGACCUUUAACAGUGCCAAGGCUUGAGCUCAUGGGAGCCAAUAUGGGAUCCAAGCUCUUACAAUACAUAAAAGACUCCUAUUAUGACGUGGACCUGGACAACAUCAUGUGGACGGAUUCGACAGUUGCCCUCAGUUGGGUGAGAGCAGGGCCGGAGAAAUGGAAGCCGUUUGUGAAAAACAGGGUAACGGAAAUACUAGCAGUGACGUCACCGGACCAUUGGAGACACUGCCUCGGUCAAGACAAUCCGGCAAAUUUCUUGACAAGAGGAUUGACUAUUUAUGAGCUUCGAGACAGCGUCAUCUGGUGGAAAGGACCCAACUGGUUGUGCCAAGAGCCUUCAAAAUGGCCUAGAAACGCAGCUCCGUUGCAAAUCACGUCACAACCGGAAGUCGAAAAAGAGACACAGGUGUUGUUGGAGAACGAUCGAGCGGUGCCAACAUUGUUCGAUGCCGGAGCUUAUAAUAAUUUCCAAAAGGUUCUCCGGAUAACUGCCUGGGUCAUUAGGUUCGCUAACAACGCGAACAAAAAAAAUGACAAGUUCCGAGGAACUCUAAGUGCAGCGGAAUUGGACACCGCAGAGCGGUAUUGGGUUAAGCAAGUACAAAAGGAAAGCUUUGAGACUGACAUUCUGUUAAGAAAAAAUGGCACAAUGGAAGUGAAUCCGUCCCUCGCUCAGUUCCAUCCUUUUUUUUGA
Ixodes scapularis (black-legged tick) is the source of this 1269-nucleotide messenger RNA. RefSeq lists its product as uncharacterized. The record is from RefSeq and is a predicted model, not a curated record. The transcript has a single exon. NCBI's taxonomy places the organism in Eukaryota, Metazoa, Arthropoda, Arachnida, Ixodida, Ixodidae. Bases 1 to 1269 code for a protein of 422 amino acids.